CGCGCGCCGCCUCGGGCACCUCCCCCGGCCGCGCGGCGGAGGAGGCCGAGGUGCGGGUAGGGGCCGGGGGCGCGGCGGGAAAUGGCGGUCGGGCCGGGCUGAGCCGAACGGGCCACGCGGGAGGAGCCAUGAGGCUGCUGCGCGCCCUGCUGCGCUGCGCCUCCCCGGGCAGCAUCCCGCAGCAGGUGGACUUCUACUCGCGCUUCUCCCCCUCGCCGCUCUCCAUGAAGCAGUUCCUGGACUUCGGAUCUGAAAAUGCCUGUGAAAAGACUUCAUUUAUGUUUCUGCGACAAGAGCUGCCUGUAAGAUUAGCAAACAUAAUGAAGGAAAUAAGCCUGCUUCCAGACAAUCUUCUCAGAACACCUUCAGUUCAGCUGGUACAGAGUUGGUAUGUCCAAAGUCUUCAGGAGAUCCUUGACUUUAAAGACAAAAGUUCGGAAGAUUCAGGGGCUAUUCACAGUUUUACAGAUACUGUGAUAAAAAUACGCAAUCGACACAAUGAUGUAAUUCCUACUAUGGCUCAAGGAGUAAUAGAAUACAAGGAGAGCUUUGGCAUUGAUCCAGUGACCUCACAGAACGUGCAGUAUUUUUUAGACCGCUUCUACAUGAGUCGCAUUUCAAUUAGAAUGCUGCUUAAUCAACACUCUUUACUGUUUGGUGGAAAAAUUAAUCCAGCUCAUCCAAAACACAUUGGAAGCAUUGAUCCUAGCUGCAAUGUUGUUGGAGUUAUUAGAGACGGCUAUGAAAGUGCCAAGAGUCUUUGUGAUUUAUAUUACAUGAGCUCUCCGGAACUUGUCCUUGAAGAGUUGAAUAUUAAAUCACCAGGACAGCCCAUGCAAGUGGUGUAUGUACCUUCCCACCUCUAUCACAUGGUUUUCGAACUUUUCAAGAAUGCAAUGAGAGCCACCAUGGAACAUAAUGCUGAUCGAUGCAUUUAUCCUCCAAUUCAUGUACAUGUCACCUUGGGAAAUGAGGAUUUAACUGUUAAGAUGAGUGAUCGUGGUGGAGGUGUUCCUAUGAGGAAAAUUGACAGACUAUUCAACUACAUGUAUUCAACAGCACCACGUCCACGAGUUGAGACAUCUCGAGCUACACCUUUGGCUGGAUUUGGUUAUGGCUUGCCCAUAUCACGCCUGUAUGCACAAUACUUCCAAGGAGACCUGAAACUGUAUUCUUUAGAAGGUUAUGGCACAGAUGCAGUUAUUUACAUAAAGGCCUUAUCAACAGAAUCAGUGGAAAGACUCCCUGUCUAUAAUAAAUCAGCCUGGAAGCAUUAUAAAGCAAACCAUGAAGCAGAUGACUGGUGUGUGCCAAGCAGUGAGCCAAAGGACAUGACUACUUUUCGCAGUACAUAGCUUUUUGCUCAACAAUUCCUAAGGUGUAUGUAUGCCAUGUGAAGGGAAUUUAAAAGACCCUGGUUUAUAUCAAGACGCUGAGCCACAUUUGAUCUGUGAAAAUCAUUCUAAAGGGAAUAACAAAGCUUAAAUCUAUUACUUUCUUUCCUGGAAUUGAAGAAAACAGUAAUAAGCUGUUCAUACUUUUUACAAAGGUUGUGCUUAAUUUGUUCCACCUUCUAUUAAUGACUACUUUCUGUAGUUAAAUCAAGGGAGCAGUACUUUCAAGUUUUAUAGAGACCAAUAUAACCUAUUUCAUAUCUACUGAGAAAUGUAUUAGGUCACAUGAUUACGUCAUUUUUUUUAAUGGAACUAUUGAAAAAGCUUGCCAGAGUAUUUUUCCAUUAUGCAGUGUUAGAAGAUUAAUGAAACACUCAUUUAAUAAACACUAAGGAGCUUGUUGCUGUACCUUUGCACCUGUAUGGAGCUUUCUAUUUCUUGAUUUUAAGUAUGCUGAAGCCUAAUUUUGCAAAGUUGGAAAUGUUAGCUAUACACUAAACAUUUUUUUCACAGCUUUAGAAACCACACAUAGGUCUUUAGGAAUAAAUAAAAAAUAAAAUAAAUUACAAAAAACAAAUCAGUUCUAGCUGCUACCACUGGUAUAAUGCAUCUCAGGUAGGUGGUAUCGGUAAUAUUUCUUUGGUAGUAAUGUGAAUAUUUGAUGUGUGAUAAACUUACCUUUUCUUGAUCAUCGUGAAUUAGUAAGUGGUGUUUGCUUGUGUACAGUAAAGGCUUGCUGUCUUACAUUUGCUUAUAUUUCUAUAGGUAAUAUCAAACCACAGUAUCAGUGUUCUAGCCCUACUGAGAUCUCAGACUCUGGGGUAGGUCAGGUUACAGCUGUAAAUUAAAAAUAUUUUUUAAUAAACAUUUUUUAGAAUUUAUUGUUAGUAGGGAACCUCUAAUACUUGGAUAAUAGAAACUACUUUCUCAGGAGUGUUUUAAAAUAUGUGGAAUUAGCAAGUUUUGACAAUACCUUUGUAGUUGUGGUGGGCUUCUGGCUUCAUUUAUCUAGUAGCUUGAGGUCACGCUGUAAUGCGAAUAAGCUAAAUGGAAUAUGUUCAUCAGGCAACAGCAAACUGUCAGAACACUGGGGAUUGACCAAGCAUUACAUUUCAGGUACACAGUCCUGUAAGGGAUUCAGCUUCUCUUAAUGGCUAGUGUUCCAGCUUGUUGAAGUCAGACUCACCUGUGUUGUAUUUUUGUAUAAUUCCUGAGCAUUUUAGGAGUGAAACAGUUAAAGACCUUUAGAAUUAAGCCUUUUCCCUCAGGUAACUCAUUGCAUAUACUCUUGCAAUUUAGUCAUGCAGCAGACAUGCAUAAUUGCUCUCAGAAAGUGCGAGCCUAAAUUUUACUAGGUUACUGGCACUGUUCAGAGCACAAGGUGAGAUACCACAAGUGAAGGGCAUAGCUGGUACAUGAGAACGUGCAGUCACGCUGUUCUAGCUGUUGCUGAGCCAGGCUAAAGAUUAUCACCAGCUACUCCCUAGUGUCAAUGCAAAACAAUAAAAUGCUUUUAUACUCUUUUCAAGCUAACAUGUGUCACUUUAACAGGAGGAAGUUACAGAAUGGCUACAUAUGUAGUUAAACUAACACUCUGAGGGAGGAUUAAUUAAUCCUAACUAGAACAGUACAGUUAACUGCUCCACUCAAGCUUGGGGGCGCUUAAGUCCCUGUUUUAUUUUCUUACAAAGACAGUUCGUGACCGAAAUCUCUUUCAGUCUGCAUGGCUAAAGUGAGGGGAAGCUACAGCUGCUCUCUUCAACCCCAGAAGAUGAAUGUGAGAAAUUCUACAUAUUGUAAAAUGGGCCUUGUAUGAAAGUUAGAGGGAGUGUUUGCAGCUAUUAUUACAUUUGCUGAACUAAAGCUUAAAGUUACAACAACAGUUUUAAAAAUGGCUCUGAAGCUGAACAUUCUUCUAGCUCUCUUGCUGUUUUAAAUAUUUGAAUAACUAAAUUGAGCAAGCUUAGUAAUAUCUGGAAAUCAGAAGAAACAUUUCUGAAGAAAAACAAAGUCACUUUUUCGCUAUGAGGUUGUUUAAACAUUGGUAUUGAAUGGUGGUAUUGAAAUAAAAGCUCUCUCAUGCUCUCAGCUAGCUACCUAUUGAAUUCUGAUUAUUAGAAAGAUUUGCCCUGUAAUUAUACUUCUCUCUCCUUGCCCAACACCCCAAGUGAUCGUGGUAAAAAACACAAAUGUAGCAGUAUAGUGCUUUACAGCAUUUAACCCUACUCAUGACUUUGAUCUAUUAGUUUUGAUUUAAAUAGAAGUUCAGAAGGUAAUAUUUUUAAUGUUUUUCAUUGCUGUAACUGCAGUCAUCAUUAGCACAGUUUAUAGUGAAGUAGUAUACUAGCUCAGCUAUCAGAGUGCUGAGAUUAAUAGUUUUGUAUGAAAAUGAACUCAGUCUUGCACUGUAAAAUUAAUCUUCAUUUGUGUUAAUUUUUCUGAUUUAUUCAUUAAAAAUAUUUUUAAAAUUA
Messenger RNA from Lagopus muta (rock ptarmigan), 3865 nucleotides. RefSeq names its product pyruvate dehydrogenase kinase 1 (gene PDK1). The record is from RefSeq and is a predicted model, not a curated record. Gene Ontology annotation, biological process: regulation of glucose metabolic process; protein phosphorylation. The transcript has 11 exons. Gene Ontology annotation, cellular component: mitochondrion. Bases 129 to 1355 code for a protein of 408 amino acids. NCBI's taxonomy places the organism in Eukaryota, Metazoa, Chordata, Aves, Galliformes, Phasianidae. Gene Ontology annotation, molecular function: pyruvate dehydrogenase (acetyl-transferring) kinase activity.